Blastomyces gilchristii SLH14081 is the source of this 937-nucleotide messenger RNA. RefSeq lists its product as uncharacterized. The record is from RefSeq and is a predicted model, not a curated record. The transcript has a single exon. NCBI's taxonomy places the organism in Eukaryota, Fungi, Ascomycota, Eurotiomycetes, Onygenales, Ajellomycetaceae. The annotation marks the transcript as partial.
UUUCCUUCGGCGUUUGUCAUCAUCAUCAUCUUAAAACUCACCGUAGCAAAAAAUAUUUCAAUAUUUCAAUAUCCCCUUGUGCUCGUGUACGACAGGACAAGAACAGAAAGCAUACAUCACACGGCAUACAGCAUACAGCACACGGCAUACGGCUGGUUCGGCCCAGCACGCAGCCAGCCAGACCAGCCGCCUUUCGAUUCCGUUUGUCAGAGUUUCGAUCAUCGCCAUCAUCACCAUCAUCACCAUCAUCUACUACUACCCGUUCAGAGCGAAACUAGUUGUGCAGGGAGCCGGUCGCACAGUACAAGGAGGCGCAGUGCCGUGUGUGGAUAGAUAGAUAGAUAUAUUGAUAUUAUAUAUUCUGUUCGCUCAAGUGACACAAGCUCGGCUCGUAGUUGGUUCGUCUUCUUGUAGCUAUAUACAUAUACCCCCUUAAGAGCAGAUCUUUGGAAAGGUGGUCGAUAGCUGCUGGGUUUGGUGUAAUCUAUUAGAUAGAUGGCGGACUGAUAUUGGGGACUGGUAAAAAAGAGCGGAAGUUGGGGGUUGGACUGGGCAUCUGUUUUCAUUUAUUUAAUGUAUGUGUUUCAUUUCGAUAUGCCUGACUCCUGAUUUAGAUUAGUUAUUGUACAGUACAUCCUAUUUGUGUUGCGUUAUUUCUUAUUUAUUGGCUUUUAUUUGUUGCAUGGAAUUUCAAUUAAUCCCACCACCAUCAUAAAUUGCAUGCAAGCAGUACGGAGUAGUUAGUUAUAACUAAUAAGUAACUAGUUAACUAACAAAGCAGGGAACUGGACUGAGCAAAAGAGAACAGAACAGGAUUCCAAUUGCAGCAAGCAAGGAUAUUUCAUUCAUUGAUUGAUUGAUUGUCUGAUUAACUACUCUUCGUAUUGAUUUUCUUGUUCAACAUAUCAAUUUAUAUACUAGCGCUGCGGAAUUCAUG